AUGAUUACAGCAAUACGCUGUGUUGUAAAAAGCGUUUGCUUGAAAAAGAAAAAAAUUGGGAGAAGCUGUUGUAGAAUUGGUGGAUACAAGUGUGGGACAGAUGGAUGGAGUGUUCUUAUAAGGAUGUUUGCUGCCAGUGCUAGCAGCGGUCAACAGCUAGUGUUGCAAGACUCAAGAGCUCGUGCUACAAUUAGUCGUAAUUUGAUCUUUAUAGUACCGAUUAUAAAGAUAUUUUCUUCGCCAAUAUAUAUCGAAGAAAAAUCAAGACAAAAUCUUGACCGUCGUGAUUUAAUGAAACGCAGCAAAAAUACUAGGCGACACGAGUAG
Messenger RNA from Funneliformis geosporum, 327 nucleotides. NCBI's taxonomy places the organism in Eukaryota, Fungi, Glomeromycota, Glomeromycetes, Glomerales, Glomeraceae. The record is from the annotation of a GenBank genome assembly.